AUGCUGCAAGAGGGAACCAUCGGAGACACGCUCAUCCUUUUCCUCCAGUGCGCAAUCUUCACUGUUCUGAAGGUGCGAGAGCUCUAUGCCCCUGCCAGCUUCGAGCGGCAGCGCCUGUUGGAACACGAUGUAUGGUGGAACACCUGUGUGGAGGUCGAGGAUUACGUGGUCAAACUCGCAACGUCCCUGCGCUCGGCGAUCAACCGCGACCGGCUUAGCCGCCUCCUGAUCGAUGUGCUGGAAAAUGGCCAAGUCGCCGAGCGCUUCGCCAUCGAUUUUCCGCGAGAUCCGCAGCUGCUGAUGGCCAAACCACUGGACGAAGUCGUGAGCGCUUUCCGCUCGUCCCUUGUGAAGCUCGAGAUGUCGGCAUCGGUGCUGCCUCCCGCACGACCGGGAGCGCGCUGGCGUGCUCUCGCGGUGACGCGGCCGGCUGCAGAGUUCUUGCGGCCGGAGGCACUGGUUCCUCGCUGGCAGCUUUCUGCGCCGAGCCUCCCGCAGAGGCCUCAUCACUUCCUCCCGCUGGGCGCUGUGCGUGGGUCCGGUGCGGCCGGAAUUGUGGUGGUCGAAGUGCAUGUGGAAGACAUGCGCGUGACUGGUGGGCUGGAGGCCGACAUCGUGGUAUCAUCGCAGGCUGGUGGGGCAACCUCUGUCUGUCGAAGACCUGGUUUGCAGAAGACGAGACGCCCCAGCGAAGAUGAUGCUUGCAAAAACGAGUUCGAGGUCAGCUGCACCGACCUGGCGUUGCCCAGGAGCCUUGAAGAUCGGCAGCAGCUCCUUCGGAGGGCGCUUCUGUCCAAGAAAAUCUAUGGCGCCUGGCGGCGAGCUCCGGGCGACCUGCUGCUUCGCCUCAACUUCGCAGCGAAGGGCCUCAUCAGCUCUCAGGAGGCUCCGGCAGAAGAGGUCUAUGCCGCAAUGAGGCACUACGCUGGAAGGUUGUGCUUGCCCAGCUGGAGGUCCUACAAUGGCUACGUCGCUUCAAUUCAGGACAACGUGAACCGGAAAGGGUGGCAAUGGGCAGAGCUUACUGAGAAAAAGGGGCCUUGCCAUGCUUGUGUUGCUCUCGUUGGCGUGCUCGACUCGCGGCAUUUUGUGACCCUUGGUAGACUAUUCGGGUGA
Symbiodinium sp. CCMP2592 is the source of this 1116-nucleotide messenger RNA. Lineage: Eukaryota; Dinophyceae; Suessiales; Symbiodiniaceae. The record is from the annotation of a GenBank genome assembly.